Cooperia oncophora is the source of this 834-nucleotide messenger RNA. Lineage: Eukaryota; Metazoa; Nematoda; Chromadorea; Rhabditida; Trichostrongylidae. The record is from the annotation of a GenBank genome assembly.
AUGGCGCUGCGCAAGGUGCGCAGCAACCUUGACAGGUUGUUCGAUAAAAGCCUCACAGACCUUAUACGUGGUAUCCGCAACAACAAGGAAAAUGAGGCUCGAUAUAUUGCGUCAUGCAUCGAGGAGAUUAAAAUGGAGCUCCGCCAAGACUCCACAUACAUCAAAGCGAACGCUAUCGAAAAGCUCGCUUACUUGCAAAUGUUAGGAUACGAUAUUUCCUGGGCCGCAUUCAAUAUUAUUGAGGUGAUGGCAUCCACGAAAUAUACAGAAAAACGGAUAGGUUAUCUUGCCGCCGCUCAGUGUUUUCAUGAUACGACGGAGGUGUUAAUGUUAACAACAAAUUUGAUUCGCAAAGAUCUUAAUAGUUCCAAUAUGUACGAUUCGGGUGUCGCUCUUGGUGGUUUGUCCUGUUUCGUAACUCCGGACCUAGCGAGAGAUCUUGCCAGUGAUAUUGUUAAUCUCCUCUCGUCGUCACGCCCAUAUACUCGAAAACGAGCCGUUCUCUUGUUGUACAAAAUAUUUUUGAAAUAUCCGGAGGCGCUAAGGCCGACUUUCCAACGCCUGAAAGACAAACUUGAAGAUCCUGAUCCUGGCGUUCAAAGUGCUGCAGUCAACGUCAUUUGUGAAUUGGCCCGGAAAAAUCCGAAAAAUUAUCUAACGCUGGCGCCCGUAUUUUUCAAACUGAUGACGACGUCUAGCAACAAUUGGAUGUUGAUAAAAAUCAUUAAAGCUGGUUGGUUUCUAUUGCAACCUUUGUUUGACUUUUACUUAUUAGCUUUACUUGCUGUUACGUUGAAACUGAUCUUUUUUUUGACAGCUCAAGGCACUUGUUAG